GUUUAAUAUAUACUAAUAGUAUAUAGUAUAUUGUAUAUGGUAUAUAAGUAUAUAGAAUAUAUCAUAAAGCAUAUAACAAAUAUCAUUUAAAAACAUUACAUUUAACAAUCCCUGAGACGUUUACAUUAGUCAUUGUCAUUGUCAUUGUCAUUUUCAUCUUCAUAACCUUAUAAGCAAAUAUGGCAAGACUAUAUAUAGGGAAGCUAAGAAGUAUGCAUAGUCUAACGAUAUUAAUUUUAAUAGCGUGGCUUAUAGCGUUCACACUUCAUGAAAGAUACUUAACUCGAAGUACUAUUAGAAAGUGUAGUUGGCCUCCCUUAAAAGAAUCCAAAGUAGUAAAUCCAAAUCGAGUGGUAAGUCCAAAAUUAGAUCUACGAAAUGAAAUAACUAAUAAAGAUGAAGGAUCUACUACUUCAGAUGAUGAACGCAAUAAACAAUCAAAUGAAGAUGGUGAAGUUGCUUUUUCAAAUAUGAAAAUUCUUUUCAUUGCUGAUCCUCAAUUAAUUGAUAAUCAUACUUAUCCUGGACGUAAUCAACUCUUAUUAAAAUUAUCUCAACAUACAGUUGAUGUAUAUUUGAAGAAGAAUUAUUAUUAUCUCAUUAAUGAAUUACAACCUGAUUAUAUCUUUUGGUUAGGAGACUAUUUAGAUAAUGGAAGAUCAUCAACUGAUGAAUAUUUCUAUACUCAAUUAUCAAGGUUUAAUAAAAUAUUCUAUAAUAGAUUUAAAAAAACCUAUAAGAGAAAUGUGAAUUUCUUUGUAAAUUUAGCAGGAAAUCAUGAUAUUGGGUUUGGAGAUGAAGUUAAAUUAGAUUCAAGAGAAAGAUUUGAAAAGGAAUUCGGUGCUAUUAAUCAUUAUCGAGUUCUUGAUGGACUUGGUUUUAUAACUUUUGAUACUUUAUCAUUCUCAUCGACUCAUUCCAAUAUAAAUAGAGAAAGUCGUGAUUUUUUAGAUAAUUAUUUCAAUGGAGGAGCAGUAAAGGAUGUCCCUAGAAUUCUUUUAAGUCAUGUACCUUUAUAUCGUGAUCCAAAUAUAAAUUGUGGACCAAUAAGAGAAAAUCCAAAAUUUAACGUUCAUGGUGGUGGAUAUCAAUAUAAGAAUACAAUAGAUGAAGCCUUAACUGAAGAAAUACUUACAAAAAUUCAACCAGACUUAAUUUUUGCUGGUGAUGAUCAUGAUUAUUGUGAUAUAAUUCAUUCUAAUGGUGCAUCAAGAGAAAUUACAGUUAAAUCAAUAAGUAUGGCAAUGGGUAUUAAAAUUCCAGCUGUACAAUUAUUAUCUGUGUCAAUUUCACAAAAGGGUCAUGAGUCUACAUUAACAUAUGGUACAGAUGUUUGUCAUUUACAAACACCAUAUGAGAAUAUAUUUAGUUAUGUAAUAUUGGCUAUUGUAUCAGGAUUAUUAGUAUUAUUUUCCAAUUUAAAGCAAGCAGGUACUGCAAGAUUUCAAUACAGUGCUGUUUUACCAUUAGCUAAUUCUAAUUCAACAAAGCUUCGUAACUUUUUAAGAGAACAAGAAGAAGGAGAGAAUGAGGAGGAGGAUGAGGAAGAGGAGGAAGAUAUGUCUUCAACUUCAUUUGAAAAUAAUCUUACAAGUCACAAUAGAAAAACUGGUUCAUUCAGUUUACCUUCUACAGCAUCUAAAUUAUUACAUAUUCCUAAUUAUACUUUUACUUCAUCAGUUAAUAAUUCAUCAUUUCUUACUAAAGUUGGUGGAGGAUGGAUAAGUAACAAAUUAUCAGAAUUCACUAAAUUCUUUAGAAAAUGGAAUUUAGGAAAUUUUUUUAAACAAUCUAUUAUUUUAGCAAUUUUAGUAAUAAGUGUUUAUUAUUUUCUAUUUUGCUUAACUUUAUAAAAUGUGCAUAUAUAUGUAUAUAUUCAAUAAAAAUAUUUAUUAGAAUUUGUGGUAAUGCGGCUUACAGCAAACUUCCUUAUUGGGACAUCUGUAACUUCAAAAAAUAAUUCCAUCUUUAUAGUUAAAUAUCAAC
Messenger RNA from Scheffersomyces amazonensis, 1986 nucleotides. RefSeq lists its product as uncharacterized. Gene Ontology annotation, biological process: GPI anchor biosynthetic process. Gene Ontology annotation, molecular function: hydrolase activity. The coding region runs from base 180 to 1853 and encodes 557 amino acids. The record is from RefSeq and is a predicted model, not a curated record. NCBI's taxonomy places the organism in Eukaryota, Fungi, Ascomycota, Pichiomycetes, Serinales, Debaryomycetaceae. Gene Ontology annotation, cellular component: endoplasmic reticulum. The transcript has a single exon.